AUGAGGGAAAAGCUGAAGGCUGUUCUCCAUAGGAGGAAGAAGUCAACGCCAACCCAUUCCCCUCGAACAUCAUACGAGAAAUCCGAAGGAAGCAGUCCGCGUGCUGAGCGCCACCAUGCCUCAUUACCUCAACACCAUCCAAGUUCUGAAGCUCACAACCGCGUCUUACCAACUCACUCUGCCUAUGAUGGUGAACGGUCCAGUCAUUCGCCAGCCUCGCAGUUUACGUCCUCUCAGGAUGACCAGUCUAGAAACACUGACCUCACUGGCUCUAUUGCAGACGACUACAGAUCUUACCUCCCGGCGAUAGCUCCAAUUGACAAUUCGCCAAGUCAGCAACAGACUUCAAUGGCUGGUGACAGGCAUGCCCUCAAUGGCGCAGGCGAUGGAAGAUACGCAGAAGAAAUAGCAGACAAGAACGUACAUCAACGGAAAUCAUCUCUCCAAGCUCAUCAUUCGAAGCCCCUCCCAGUGAUUCCAAACUCUUCCAACGUUGAACACGACCAUUCUCACAAGCAACCGAUUGCUACUGGGCCUAUCAGUAGCACAAUACACCCAAUACCUUCAAGGACAACAGCAGGAAAACACGCGAUAGUUGGGGAUAGAAUAGCGGAAAAUGGUCAGCUAAAGAGUCUAGAUGGCAAGGAAACACGCACAGCGUCAUCAGGAAAGAUUACCCAUCACCAAGACAUGUUUGUCAAGCCUCGCCACGAUCACGAGACUGCCAAAGACUAUGACAGUAUCCAUCGUGGCCAAGACUGGAAAGCGAAGCAGCAAUCGAUGCUUGAGGGCGUUGUAGAUCUGAAUAAUACCGUGGAUACAGAUAGGGAUACUACAUGGGCCCCUGCUGUCACACAUGAAGUUAUCAAGCCCCACGAACACGAGGUCAUUCAGCAUCGGCUCUAUCGAGAGAUCCACAACUAUACCUACUACCACCGACUACAACCAGUCCUACAUACCGAAGUUCUCCCACCGCGUCACUUCAUUCCCAACCCUGACGGCGAGGGCUUGAUCGAGAUCUCUGCCGACGAACUGCCGGCUCGUACGGGCAAGAACAGAUGGUGGGAUAUUGUCCAAAAAGAGCCAGUGCUCCCACAGGGUGCGUUUGAGUGGCGUACAGAGCCGGAAAUCAUCGAAAGCCAAGGCCAAGACAUGUCAAAUUACCGUGGAAUGGUGCAGCCAGUACAUUUCGACCAUAAGACUGGGAAACGUUGGCUGGGAGAGUUAACGACUGUAGAGAAGCUGAAGCAAGAGUCGGAGCGCACAGAGAGCAAGGACUCCAUGGACAUGACAGAGGUCACCGCAGGCUUACCUGAAAUAUUGCCAAGCCCUACGAUCAAGCGGAAACCUGUUGGUCUAGGCUCUAUGUAG
Messenger RNA from Pyrenophora tritici-repentis Pt-1C-BFP, 1371 nucleotides. Lineage: Eukaryota; Fungi; Ascomycota; Dothideomycetes; Pleosporales; Pleosporaceae. The record is from RefSeq and is a predicted model, not a curated record.